UCAACCACAAGCUCAACCUCCACCACCAGCACAACAUCUUCCACCUCUACUUCUUCGUCUACCACAAGCACAAGUAGUACGACGACCUCGACAUCCUCAAGUUCUUCUAGUAGCAGCUCCACUUCAAGUAGCACUUCAACAAUCACAUCAAGCUCUACCACAUCAAGUAGCUCCACCACCAGCACCAGCACAAGCUCCACAAUGACCACUUCUUCCUCGACCAGCAGCACCAGCAGCUCGACAACGUCCACAUCAUCCAGUUCUUCCAGUACCAGCUCAACUUCAAGUAGCACUUCAACAUCCUCUUCCAGUACUAGCACUUCAUCGCUUACAUCAUCAACUACCAGCUCAACCACAACCACUAGCACCACUUCUUCCUCUACCACUAGCACUAGCAGCACAACCACGUCGACAUCUUCAAGCUCUUCCAGUACUAGCUCCUCUUCAAGCAGCACUACCACUUCCUCUUCAAGUUCCAGCACGUCAACCACUUCAACCUCCAGCACCAGUAGCACUUCCACGACGUUUACCACGGUGUCGUCCACAAGCGUAAGUAGCACAAGCACGUCGACAUCCACAAGCUCUUCCAGUACCAGCUCCUCCUCAAGUAGCACUUCAACAUCCUCUACUAGCUCCAGCACAUCAAGUAGUUCAACCUCGACAACCAGCACAUCCUCCACCACAACUUCAUCUUCCUCGACCACAAGCACCAGCAGCACAACCACAUCCACAUCCUCAAGCUCUUCCAGUACUAGCUCCACUUCAAGUAGCACUUCCACUUCCUCUUCAAGUUCAAGCUCGUCAACGACAGGAACUUCAACCACAAGCUCAACCUCCACUACAAGUACUUCUUCGUCCAGCACGAGCUCAAGUAGUUCGACCACGUCCACAUUGUCGAGUUCCUCCAGUACAAGUUCCACUUCAAGUAGCAGUUCCACUUCCUCUUCGAGUUCUACCACAACAACUACCUCUACCACGACCAGUAGUACCACCUCAACAACCUUUAGCUCCACAUCUACGACAAGCACAAGCAGCACGACUACGUCGACAUCCACAAGUUCUUCCACCGCAAGCUCGACCUCAACGACCAGCUCAACAUCCUCCUCCAGCUCAAGCUCGUCAUCAACAUCAACAAGCUCUUCGACUUCGUCAAGUACCAGCAGCACAACGUCCACCAGUAGCACAAGCAGCUCCACAUCCUCAAGCUCUUCCAGCACAAGCUCUUCUUCAAGCAGUACUUCAACAUCAUCCUCUAGCACUAGCACGACAAGUAGUUCAACCACGACGACCAGUACAACCUCCACAACGUCUUCUUCAACCUCUACAACAAGCACAAGUAGCACUACUUCUUCAACAUCCUCAAGCUCUUCCAGCUCCAGUAGCAGUUCGUCCUCAACAUCCACUUCAAGUUCCACGACAACGACAUCAAGUACGCUCAGCACUUCCACGUCAACAUCUACAAGCUCAAGCACUUCAUCCAGUAGCUCUACAUCCUCCACUACGAGCUCCACGAGCAGCACCAGUUCCUCCUCGAGCAGCUCCUCGAGCAGCUCUUCAAGUAGCAGCAGCAGCAGUACAAGUACUUCUUCAUCCACGAGCAGCACGACUUCAACUUCCUCCACGGCCACAAAUACCAGUACUACAACGGAAACUGCCAGUACGACAUCCUACACUCUCACCACAACUAGCGAGACCUCAAGCUCGAGCACUUCGACGAGUAGCAGCACUAGUGCGACGAACACCACAACCACGACUACCUCAACCACAACCUCCACAUUCACGAGCUCAACUUCAACUACCUCGUCUUCAAGCACUACCAGCACUUCAUCCACUAGUAGUAGCUCCAGCAGCAGCUCAUCAACAAGUACCUCUUCGACAACAUCAUCAACAAGCACAACAAGCAUCAGCAACUCUACAACAACCACAGAGACUUCGUCAACGACCUUCAGUACUACAUCCGCCACCCGAACCACUUCAACGAGCUCAAGCAAGACAAGUACCUCAAGUACUUUCACGGCAACCACAUCAACAUCCUCGAGCGUCACGACUACACCAACAACGACCACUAACACCACCAGUAGCACCACAAGCACGAGCACGACCUCAGAGUCUGCAACUGCAACGACCACAAGUCCUGCGACCGACGCCGGAAGGGAAGCCUUGCGUGUGCAGCGGGCACAAGAUGCAGUGGAACGGAUCGAGGCGGCCGAACAGGAGAGUGUCUUGAACCUUCUCAGCAGUUUUGGCAAUUCUAGCGUCCUUCAAGGCUACUUGCAGACGGAUGUGGGCUUGGUGCACAUCACAGCCUUCUCACCCCAGCAGUUCUCUGCUGAUGAGGAGAUGGUCUUGACUUCCGGUUCGGACAUCCGUGUGGAGGUGGUUGGCCAUAUUAUUCAGCAGGCUGCAGAAAUGUCACCUGGUCCCAUCAUGGUGAGCAUCACUAGAGGGACAGACGACAUUGCCUCCAAGUUCACGGACAGUACCAUGUCAGGAGGAGUGGGCUCCUCUCUGCACUCCUCUCUGGUCUCCAUCAACUUGCGCCGCAACAAUGGCUCUGCAUUGGAGAUGAAGUCCUUACGGAAGCCUAUGGUGGUGGUCAUGAAACUCACCGGGCAGGAGGGGAAUGCCACCUGUGCCUACUGGGACGAGGACGAGUACCGCUGGUCCACGGAGGGAGUCACAGCGCUGGGCACGACGAACUCUGAACUGCGCUGUGAGACCACCCAUUUGUCGAUCUUUGGUGCUGUGCUGCUUUCCACGCUGCUGCAGCAGGAGCUUGCCUCGCCAGAUUGUGAAGUUGGCAGCUGGACACCAGAGGGUAUGGUGGUGCUGUUCAAGUUUGAAAGUGCUCUGCAAGUGCUUGGAAGCCACAACAUGUCCUCUGCGGGCCAUGUGGUCUUGUUUGUCGGCGUUUGCUUGUUCUUAAUGGCCGUCGCUUGGGGGGUCUAUAGCCAACAAGCGCAAGAUGACAAAGAUGUGAAGGACACGAUCCUCAACCGUUCAACUGGCCAGGCAAUGACGUUUGAGUCGGUGGUUGGAGCAUGCAUCCUGGCCGCCUCUGGCUACAGGACUGGAUUGGAGCCGGAAAUUGUGAAGGCACUGGGCUCUAGCGUUGGGCGACGCCGGUCUUUGUCCAGAAGCUUCAGCAGCUCCAGCGCCCGCGUCACACGAAGCGACAGCUCCCAGAAACUUGGACAGAGCUCCACGGCCUGGGAGGUGCCAAGCAGGCUGCAAGACCUCCCACAACUGCAAAACUUCGUUUGUGACUUCGAGGUCUUGGCGCAGAAACGUCGAGCAGCAGAGGACUUUGUGGAUGCGCCAUGGUCCAUUCGGACACUGCAGAUGUUCCUGGCAACUCAUGAGUGGUUGGCAGUCCAUCGCUUCAGCCUCUUUACCCAGAAGCACGUCCGUAUCGCCUUUGUCUUCUUUAAGCUCCUUGUAGCAGCUGCGUUCAACGCGCUCUUCCUGUCGGGCAUGCCCGCAGUACCAGAGGAGUGCCCUGCACCGAGCGGAUUUGGGAGUGUGGUACAAUUUAUUCUUGUGGGCGUUGGCUCUGCCUUUGUGGCAGACGCUUUGAGAUACGGCUUGUUUCGACUACGGCAGCGAAGUACAUUUCUGGUCUGGGUACUUUGGCUCAUUUUGGUGUUGCUUGUGCUCUUCUUCUGCCUCAUUUUCCUCGCGGUCGAUGGAGACCAAUGGCUGGAGAGUCUUGGUGCAAGCCUACUGCAGGAGAUCCUCCUGGGGCCCAUGGUCUAUUCGAUGUAUGUAGCCACACGUGCUACGGUGACGUUGAAGAAUCCCGAUGUCUUGGAUGCAGUGGUGCGAAAGUGGAUUGACGAGGAUGAGGAAGCUUCUCCAGGCGGCGAACCGUCAGCAGUUCUGCAAGUGCUGCCCUCGACUCCUGCGGGCCGUGGUGGCCGUCGCACCAGUUUCCGGCGGGAGGAAGAGAGGGGAGAAACGGAAGAGAAGCGUGUGACCUUUCGACGGUCGCAAGCGAACGCUGGAGACGGCCCGAAGAAUUUUGAGGGCAUUUUCCCAAAGGAGGCCUGGCAGGAGCAACCAGAGUCAAGCCCUUCUUUGAAGUCCAACAGGAUCCGGAUGACUGAGCGCAGGGCUGCCUAUCAAAAGGCCUAUGAUGAAGCAUUGGAGGAUGGAAGGAGCGCCGCAGAAGCCAAAGAACUUGCGACAGCUGCCUUCCGCCGCGUGGGCCACACGCGCAGAUUGGGCCGUGCGGGUUCCAGCUCAUCCUUGGGCGAUGGGAAGUCUCCGAAGGUCACCCGUCAACGCUCCGGCGGGUCUCCACGCUCGGGCGGGUCUCGACAGUCUUCUCCACGUCAAAUGGAGGUGCCAGGCCAUGUUGAGGAGAGCUCCGACUCGGAGGCCUCCGAGGCCAUGAAAGCGAACAGGUCUGAUCUGGCGCGAAAAGGUGAAGUCUAUCGGAUUGCGUAUGAGAGAGCAAUUGAUUGGGGCAUGGAGCCAGACGAGGCCAAGGAGAUGGCGAAAGCAGCUUAUCGCAAAGCUUGAGAACAUGGCAAAGCCAUCCAGAAUCCAGCGAUGGAACAAGAUCACCUUUGCUCAAUCCUUAAAUGCUACAGCCAAUACAUUGCCCACAGGAUUUCCAAAGCAUCAGAACUGUACGGAGUCUAAAGCCUACUGUUUGACAAAUCCAAGCUGGACCUUUGUGAAAGCUUCUUGGCAUCGUAGCGGUUGCGUUACUUGCCAUUCCUUUUGCUGAAAGAAUUCGCCGGCAAAGCAUCAGCCGCUGUCAUGCUCCCAAGGGAGCCCGUUUCGCUAAGUGGUG
Molecule: messenger RNA, 4801 nt
Organism: Durusdinium trenchii
Lineage: Eukaryota; Dinophyceae; Suessiales; Symbiodiniaceae
Source: the annotation of a GenBank genome assembly